Messenger RNA from Leptopilina boulardi, 1788 nucleotides. RefSeq lists its product as uncharacterized. The transcript has 5 exons. Bases 167 to 676 code for a protein of 169 amino acids. The record is from RefSeq and is a predicted model, not a curated record. Lineage: Eukaryota; Metazoa; Arthropoda; Insecta; Hymenoptera; Figitidae.
AUAUAGGUGUGACGCGUAUGCCAAGUGAUGUGUUCGUUUCUAGAGACGACGCCCAAAUUUUUAUAAAGUGUGCGUGUGCGAAGUUAAGGUUAAGUCAUACACUACUUGUUUACAACGUAUUAUUUGAAAUAAAAGAAAAAAUUAAUAAUUAAAAAAAAAAAAAAUAAUGGCAAUCCUUCAGUCAUUCUGGACACCAUGCAUUUGGACAAAUGGAAUAAAAAAUGGUUGUAGAGUCGUUGCAUUUUACACUAUUGCCGUUUGUAUUAUUUUAAUAACAUUAAUAAUAUAUCAACUGAGAGGAGGAGAUUCAGCACAACUUUAUAAUCCUCUUUUUGAAGCUGAUGUAAGAAGUUCUAUGAAAGUAUAUGGAUCUUUAUUCAUAGCAUAUUUCUUAUUAUUCAUUGUUUCCUCUGCCCUGAUAUUUUAUGGACUGAGAGAAAGUGUAAGAGGCUAUCUUCUUCCAUGGCUCAUUUUAAUGUUCAUUGUCAUCUUAUUCCAAUUAGUGUUUGGUAUAUGGUUACUGUAUGGAUAUUAUAUCUAUCUUGAUUCUGUACUUCCUGCACUGUGGAAUUGGCUCUGGAUGGGUUAUAACAUUUAUUGCUGGCUUUGCGUGUACUCUAUGUUUAAAAUUUUCGAAGAGCUUCAAUCUCCUAAUAUUGAAUUAUUAUGGCCUUAAAAAAAUGUCAUGGGAUAAAAAAAGAAGUUUGAAAACUUUAAACUAGAAAAUAUUAGAACGAAGGUACAAUACCAAAGUAUAUAUUAUGUUUGACGCAGUUAACUCACGACAUUUUUUUUUUUUUUUUAAAUCUUCAUCAGGGAAGAUUAUCUUAAAAAUUAAAGACAGACUUAAAAAAAAAAGUACAAUUGAAGAGAAAUAUUCUAUUUUCUAAUGGAGAUUUAAUAUUAUAUUCUUAAUUACUGUUUAAAAAUGACCGAAGACUGAAAGUGGCUUAAAUUUUAUAGAAAGCCGACCCGUCCAAAUUCGGUUGUUUUAAAAAUUUAGACCUUUUUUUAAAAAAAUUUUUUGUUUCCUUUGACUUGAAAUUGCAAUUAGGUGAAUUUCUCCACUUUGUCUUCGAAAUUUUUAAUUGCAAUUUUAAAAGUAAAUUUCUCCCUUUUUUUUUGUCUUAUAAGACUUGGAAUUGCAAUUUUUAAUGUAAUUUAGUUUUACAUACUUUGUAACAAAAGUAUACAUAAAAUUUUUUUUAUCAUUUUUAAUUUAAAACAUUCAUCAUCAUAUUUCGUCAAUUUUAAUAUGCAGAAAAUUCUAAUUUUUGUAUAUUUUUUUUACCUUUGGAGAUUCAAGUUUAUUUUUAACACUACAGCCAGUGCCUUUUUUGCUGUAAGACUCAUUUAUUACAUAUCUCGCAAUAUUUCGAACAUAUCGAAAUUUUAAUUAAAAAACAAAAAAGAAAUCUCAUUAGUAUGUAAAUUAGUUUUUAAAGUACUUUGCACAAUUAGUGUAAAGUUUAUUUGCAAUAUUAUAAGAAUUAAGUAGUAAGCUUCAAGCACUGCCUAGAUUAAAUUGUUAUAUACGUCGAUAAAAUGAUGAUCGCAAUGAGAUAUUUGAGCAUUUAAUGCAAAAACUCAUUGAGUAUUUAAAUUUUUCUAAAUAUAUAUAUAUAUAUAUACAUUUGUAAAAUUCCACUUCCGCAAUAAUUUUUUUUUAUACAAUAAAUGUUCUACUACUUUAUAUUUAUAAAAAUUGUAUUUUAUAAAAGAAAUUACAGAUAUAAUACAUGUACAUUAUUUUUUAAAUUUGUAAUAAAGAAUCAUUAUAAAAAAAAA